AUGUCUCUACCUCCGGGCAUUCUCCGCACGCUACUCUGUAUCUUCUUCUGUGUUUUAAGGGUAGUAGAACUGUCGGAAAUUGUCUCUUUUAAAAGACCAACGUCUCAAAGCAGCAAUUACACUCUACCAAAUGAGAACAGAAUCGUCCACACAUCUGAGAAUGGCGUGGAUGGAAACAGAAGGCAAACGUUAUUAAGCAAUUCAUGUACGCACCAGGCUGAUGGACAAGAGGAGGCGUGGUGGAGAGUAGACCUACAGAGACAAGUCACCGUAGAAAAAGUCCAAAUAUAUUACAGAGACGAGGGAUCUGUCUGGGCGGGAUGGAGAAACAGAUUCGCUGGAUACGAGAUAUACCUUUCAAACACUACAGUGAGAAACAGAGAAGAUCGAUGUUUCCAGGACAAAUCGGAAAAUGUAAACCAAAUUCAAAGUAUUGUCACCCAUGAAGAAUGCAACGGAACCGCGCAGUAUGUUACAAUAUACAACACCAGAAACCAGCCAAAAAGACAAAACUGGUACAGUUCGUUCGCUUUCUUAGAACUAUGUGAAGUUGAAGUGUACGGAUGUGAAAGCGGGAAAUACGGAAACAGAAACUGUGACCACAACUGCUCCCCGAAUUGUCUAGGUGGUGUCUGUCACCCAAGUUCGGGAAAUUGUUUAUUUUGUGUUAAUGGUUUGUAUGGUGCUUCCUGCACAGAAGUGUGUGGUCAUUGUGAGAGUAAAGAUUGUGAUCUGGACACCGGUAACUGUGACACAUGUUUAGCACACUGGGCAGGUCAACGCUGUGACCGAAAAGUUGGGUUCGGCGAAAAACAAACACCGGUAGUGAGACAAUCAGGAGGCAACAUCAUUGAUGAAAGACCUGAUACUGUUGGAAUUGUAGUCGGAGUUGUGGUUGUGGUUGUGGUUGUGGUUGUCCUAAUUCUCAUAACAACGAUAGUCUGUAAAGUCAAACGGUAA
Ylistrum balloti is the source of this 960-nucleotide messenger RNA. RefSeq lists its product as uncharacterized. The coding region runs from base 1 to 960 and encodes 319 amino acids. The transcript is spliced from 6 exons. The record is from RefSeq and is a predicted model, not a curated record. NCBI's taxonomy places the organism in Eukaryota, Metazoa, Mollusca, Bivalvia, Pectinida, Pectinidae.